ACAUUACAGUAUACGGAAGGUUUACAACUUCACACAGGAAGCGGAAUUGAAUCAGACGACUAGCGAUUGGCUGGUGUUUAUAUUGAACUUCUAGUCUGUUAACUCGUUUUUCUUCGACACAUUUUCAGGUAAAAUUGAAGGUAUUUUAUGCUACAGUCAAGAUGCUGAUCAAGGUCAAGACCCUCACUGGUAAAGAAAUAGAGAUCGAUAUUGAGCCAACAGAUAAGGUGGAAAGAAUUAAAGAGAGAGUGGAGGAGAAAGAAGGAAUCCCACCUCAGCAGCAAAGGCUCAUCUACAGUGGAAAACAGAUGAACGAUGAGAAGACAGCUGCAGACUACAAGAUCCAGGGAGGGUCAGUGCUGCAUCUGGUCCUCGCACUCAGAGGAGGGCUUAUAUGCUGUUGCCUCAGACUACACCAUACCUGCUAGUUAUCAGCUAUGUGCUACGUGCCAACUUUAGAUUGUCAUCAUCACACCAUGUUAUGACAUAGAGCAGAAAUUUCCCACAGAACUGGGGCAUUAAAAUCCUUGCUCUCAUGUCUAAGCAAACUGUGCUACAGUUCAUGUGUAUAUGUUUUUGUAACCAUUGAUGUUCCAACAGUGUAUGUGAGCAAGGAGUGCGAGAGUGAGUUUGAACAGCACUAACAAUCUGUUGCUUGUGAAUAAAAUAUAAAGAUUA
Osmerus eperlanus (European smelt) is the source of this 678-nucleotide messenger RNA. RefSeq names its product NEDD8 ubiquitin like modifier, like (gene nedd8l). NCBI's taxonomy places the organism in Eukaryota, Metazoa, Chordata, Actinopteri, Osmeriformes, Osmeridae. Gene Ontology annotation, molecular function: ubiquitin protein ligase binding; protein tag activity. The record is from RefSeq and is a predicted model, not a curated record. The transcript is spliced from 4 exons. Bases 162 to 428 code for a protein of 88 amino acids. Gene Ontology annotation, biological process: protein neddylation; regulation of proteolysis; modification-dependent protein catabolic process. Gene Ontology annotation, cellular component: nucleus; cytoplasm.